Molecule: messenger RNA, 1613 nt
Organism: Hypoxylon fragiforme
Lineage: Eukaryota; Fungi; Ascomycota; Sordariomycetes; Xylariales; Hypoxylaceae
Product: protein serine/threonine phosphatase 2C
Exons: 1
Coding region: 165-1379 (404 amino acids)
Source: RefSeq, a predicted model, not a curated record
GCCUCAACAUAGGUAAGAUAUAUUGUACCUAUAAAUCAAUUCUUGCAGACCAAUGAAUUACUAAUGGAUGAGACUCGUCAGCAAGGUUAGGGGUAUAGCAAUAAACACAAAAAUUUACCGUCUGUGGCCGCUGAUGGAAAGCCACCUCCUUGAUCUGAACAACAAUGCUCUCGAUGAUACAUAAUGGAGUACCAUUAAGGUCUUUUAUGUUGACCCAGGCCCAACUGAGGCCUUCUCACCUAUUUUCACCUCUCUUACGGCAAAAGAAUCACUGUAUGCGUGCCUUUUCUGCACAGCCUAUUCUAUGGUCACAAGAACCAAAGCCACCAGCAGGCUCUGCGCGCAAAUUCACAUAUCAUGUUGCCGCCUCGUUUACUGCCAAACAUAAGAACUUCGAUCCGGCGACAAAUGUGUUCCACUUCAACCCUUAUAAUCACAUUCAGCCACAGAAGAAACGCCCCAAAUCGAAACGCCCAGCUAGUGGGCAAGAUGCCUUCUUCAUAAGCCGCCUAGGUGACACAAAUGCGGUAGCAUUUGGCAUCGCUGACGGUGUGGGAGGCUGGGAGAACAGUGGGGUUGAUCCUGCAGAUUUCUCGCAUGGCUUCUGCGACUAUAUGGCCUCGGCAGCAUACGAACACAAACCAGAGACGGGCGCGUUGCCGCUAACACCUAGAGCGUUGAUGCAAAGAGGAUACGACGAUGUAUGCAAGGAUGGUUCUAUCGGCGCAGGGGGUUCUACAGCAUCUAUCGCUAUCGCUAGUGAGGAUGGCCAUCUGGAAAUAGCCAACCUAGGCGAUUCAGGGUUUGUGCAUCUACGCUCGAAUGCUGUACACGCAUAUUCGGAACCGCAGACUCAUGCCUUCAACACACCAUACCAGUUAUCCAUCGUACCAGCCAGUAUGCUCGCACGCGCUGCAGCGUUUGGCGGGGCUCAACUGUGUGACAAUCCCAGAGACGCCGACGUCACACGACACACAUUAGAGCACGGCGAUGUUCUCAUCAUCGCGAGCGACGGACUGUGGGACAAUCUUUUUAAUCAAACCAUACUACGCAUAUCUAGUCAGCUGAUGACUAGUGUUGGCGCUUGGAAGAAAAGUGAUGGUGGUGUACUGGUUGCCGAUGACUUGAAACAAUUCACCCAAAACCAAGACUCGACUACACAACAGCCGCUAACACUCCAGAGUGCACUGGCAGUGCAUAUUACGAAUGCUGCCAAAUCAGCCAGCAUUAAUGGGCGAACUGAUGGGCCAUUCGCUAAGGAGGUUCAGAAAUAUUAUCCUCAAGAGAAUUGGCAUGGUGGCAAAGAAGACGACAUCUGCGUGGUGGUGAUGAUUGUAUCCGAGGAUGGGAAAUCCGAAACGAUAAACAGCAAACUAUGAGACUGCUACAAACAUCAAUGAAAAUGGAGUCAUGAGAACAAUAUGACAUAGAUCACUUGGUGUCAGAGAAGGCGAGAAAAGGACUAUUAGAACCGUCAAGCAAGUCCUCAUAAGUUGGUGUGCAUAGCUGGCGUUGCAUGCAAAUAUGUAGAUUCUAGAGCUCACGCCGAAGAAAAGAAGAUAAUAUGGAAUAAAAUAAAAUCAAAGUAGAAAUAGAAAUAAAAUGAGAGAUCA